Molecule: messenger RNA, 3459 nt
Organism: Planococcus citri (citrus mealybug)
Lineage: Eukaryota; Metazoa; Arthropoda; Insecta; Hemiptera; Pseudococcidae
Product: vitellogenin receptor-like
Exons: 15
Coding region: 187-3402 (1071 amino acids)
Biological process (GO): receptor-mediated endocytosis
Cellular component (GO): plasma membrane; signaling receptor complex; apical plasma membrane
Molecular function (GO): protein binding; hormone binding
Source: RefSeq, a predicted model, not a curated record
AGAUUACUCAUAUUCUUUCAGUAGACAAUACACACGAUGGAGAUGGGAAAAUUUGGAGAUAUCUGCAUCGGAUUUAAUUUUUAUUCUCACUUGACCGUUACUCCCUGAUUAAAGAAUGUUUACUUAUAUGCUUAGAACCGUUAUUAUUUGGUCACUUCAUUAAAAUUUCGUGUACAAAAGUUUGAAAUGAAGUAUGUGAAUAUUGUGAAACUAUUUUUCUUAAUUUGUGCUGUUUCAAGGACAGAAAUUGGGGCCUUUCGAUGCAACAGUGGCAAAGAAAUUUCUGAUAUACGAUUCUGUAAUGGCCAGAAUGAUUGCGAUGAUAACAGUGAUGAAGGUUACGGAUGCACAAGGAGAUCUUGCCGAAGAGCUAAAUUCACGUGCCAAGAUGGAUCAUGCAUGGAUAUAAAAGUUCGCUGUAAUGGGAUUCUAGAUUGCCAGGAUCAAUCUGACGAACAAAAUUGCGCUCAACAAUCUCGUAUUCAAGUUCAACCUCAAGAUUGUACAUUAAAUCAAGGAAAAUUCCUUUGCAAAAAUGAACUGGCGUGUUUGGAUUUUUCAUAUACUUGUGAUGGCAGGUGCCACUGUACAGAUUGUUCGGACGAAAGCGGUGAAAAUUGUGACAGACUAGAUAGUGAAUCUUGCAGUUCUUGUACUAGAUCUUGCUUACCAACUCCAGAUGGGCCUCAAUGUGUUUGCAAUUCGAGUGCUUAUGAAUCUAGUCCAUUAUGUAAAGAAAUCCAAACUUGUAUUCAAAGACUUGAUUGCGAUCAACAUUGUAUUCGAUUUAGGAACUUCGAACGAUGCCUUUGCAAUGAUGGUUACUACGAGAUGCCAAAUACUAAUGGCCAAAAAUGUCUACAAAAGGCUUGGUUGAAAACUAUUUUAUUCUACUCAACGGUAACCAGAAUAAAAUCCGAUGAUUUUGCAAAUAGUAGGAUGGAAAUCAUUCAAAAUGGUGUCUAUUGCACAGCUUUGACUGGUGCUCGUGGUUAUUUGUAUUACGCGAGUCUUCUCAACAAUAAAGGAAGAAUUUAUAAGACCCCGAUUGAUGGCGGAAUUUCAGAAAAAAUUGUUGAACUGGAUUCACGAAUCACAUCUGUAUCUGUUGACUGGGUCACAGAGAAUGUUUAUUUCACGAACAGCAAUUCCAUAUCUGUAUGUUCGAAUAAUAGUCAGAUUUGUGUUCAGUUGAUGUGCUGCGGUGUGAAUAAUGUUGUCCUUGCUCCCAAAUUCGGUUGGAUGUUUUACUCGUAUACACAUAUGGUUGACACACUGAUUGAUGAAAAUGACCAAUUCAUUAUGAAAUCCAACAUGGAUGGAUCCAAUGAAGAAGUUCUAUUACCUGAUGAAAGUUUCUUAAACCCAGUUUCCAUGACAACUGAUGAAUUAACAGGGAUAUUGUAUUGGUUGGAAAUCACUGAAGGAAAGCUGCACUCAAUUUCAUUUGAUGGAUCCAAUAGACAAAUUCAUUAUUUGGGAGAAGAGAAAUUUUCAUACUUAGCUGUCCUUCAAAAUUCAUUCUAUUUCGCAAAACAUCGAAAUAAUUCUUUUUAUAAUAGUUUGGCAGCACUUUCACCAUACGCAGAGCAUCAGGAUAAUUCAACUAGUGCCAUAAGACAUUUGUAUGUUUACAAUCCAGAUCUACUACAGCACACAUAUCAAACGAAGAAUCCCUGCGAAGAGUCAUCCUGCACUGGAAUUUGCCUGAUACGGUCAUCUCCAUCGUACUCAUCGUAUGCUGGUUUGAAUGUCACAUGUUUCUGCGAAAACUUCGCCCCUACUGAUGAUAAUAACUGGUGCAACACAGAUGAAAAAUAUUCACUUCAGGAAAAUGAACCUUCCACUACAAAUUCACUGAUUCAAACAUCAACUACACACGAAACUGAUCUUACAACAGAAUUUAUUCCAACUACAAGUGACCUAGGCUCAGAAAACAAAUCAACUUCAGGAUUUUCUCAAACCACGCCCAACGCAGAAACUUCAACAACAGGGUACGUUGAAACUACAACCAUAUCAGGCGAAGGUUCCUCAUCAAAAAGCACCUCUCAUUCAUCAACAGGAUUACCUGAAAGUGUGUUAACAACAUCAGAGAAAUUCAACUCACCAACGACGGAAUCAAAUAUCAAAACUACGACACAGAAAACCUCAUCGAUUCCUAUUGCAGAAGGAAUCAAUUACGUUUUAAUUUAUUCAACAGUGACCAAAAUAAAAGCUUGGUUUUUGGCUAACGGUACUCAUCAAGUUAUUCAAAAUGGAGUCGAUAGUACUGCUUUGGCAGGUGCUCGAGAUCAUAUUUAUCAUGCAAUUGUCAAAAACGAUGCAGGACACGUAUUCAGAACUUCCAUCGAAUCGGGACAAACUGAUGAAGUACUUAAAAUUGAUUCGCAAGUCACUUCCAUUGCAGUUGAUUGGAUCACAAAUAAUGUUUAUUUUACCGCAGACUCUUCUUUAUCAGUUUGCUCCAACGAUGGAAAAAUUUGUGCUGAAUUGAAAUGUUGUGAUACGGACGAUGUUGCAUUGUCUCCGAAUAACCAGUGGAUGUUUUACACCAGUAAAAUGACCAGCGAAGACAAACGCAUAAUAAUGAAAUCCAGCAUGGAUGGAUCGGAUGAAAUCAUCUUACUGGAUGAAAGUUUCCACGAGUUUAUUUCUCUAACAGUUGACGAAUCUAGUGCAAAAGUUUACUGGUUGGAGAUAGAAGAACAGAUAUUGCAUUCUGUUUCAUUUUUCGGAUCUGGAAGAGAAGAGAGAUUAUUGAAAACUGAAAAUCGAGCGUACAAAUUCUUCGCCGUACUGGAAGAGAACUUGUUUUUCACAUUUGGGCGUAAUGGCUUCGAGUGGCGGUUUCCUUUAUGGAGUCAUUUCUGGCAAGACAGUAGCACCAACGAUGUAAAAUUUUUACACGCUUUUGACCCUCAUUCACAUUACGCUGAUUCAGCUUCAAAUCCUUGUGAAACUUCACCCUGCUUCGGAUUAUGUGUAUUACAUUCUGGAUCACCAGGUUUCACAUGCUUAUGUGAAAAUUUCACCUCAACCAAUGAAAAUUACUGGUGUAACAAGAAGAAAUCAUAUUCUGUGGCGAAUUCGAACUUAUUGAUUCAAAAUAAUAAAGAGGAGGUUCAGUCUUCAGCAACCGAACGAUAUCUCGACUGUGACAAUGGGUCUAUUUCAUUAAGAAAAGCGCCUACACCUGCGAAUUUCUCUCUAGCUACAGAAUCUGCUUCAGCAUCUGGCUCACCUCAGAUUGAUUAUCAUUUGAUUGCCAGUGGAGUGUUGGGUUUUAUUUUAGGGAUAAGUACUGCGACUUUUGGUAUAGUUGUUUGUUUCGUUUUUCAGAAAUGUUAUCGUAGUCGAAGUUUUAGGAGAAAAAUGAGAAUACAAGAUGACAUGGAAAUGUAAAUUUUUUUUAUCAAUUUUUUUUUUUUAAAUUGAAAUAAAAUUUUACUACAUGAGAAA